AUGGUGCAGGACAAGGACGCGCCGCACUUGUACGACGUCACGACGCGCAUGAAGCCCGACGCAGGGUAUAUCAGGGUCAAGCACUGUGAGAUCGCUAAGCAGGACCUCGCCGCCGACUUCGUCGAAGGCCCACUCACGGACCCACGCGAGGUGUUCCGCCCCGACGAGGAGAGGGUCAAGCGCUUCCUCGGAGUCAAGCCAGACAAGGACGAGUUGCCGCCGUCGAAUGUCGGUCGCUACCAGGAGUACAGGAUGUGCGAAAUCGUUCGACCCGAAGACGCAGAUCUGCAGCUUCGAGCUCGCGGGCGCCAGCAUCUUCAUCCUCCACUAAGUUACAUCUUCGCCGACCCCGCUACCGAACGCCUGAUCGACACGGGAGUCGACUUGCACCUCUUCCAAAUCGCCUCGUCCGCCUGGUUUCGCCCAGCGCUCGACGGCAAGAACAGCGCGGCGGGUCUCCAGCUCGCUGCUCGUCCCGACACGGGUCCUUCGAAGCGCGCUGCACUGUCUGCGAAGGUCUCGCAGGAGAAGGGCGGCAGGCUCGUCCAGAAGGAUGUGCCGUGCAUGAACGGCUGGAGGGUCGACUUGACGACCCAGCGCCUCGACAAGCCCGACAGGAAGGCGCCAGACGACAACCGCAACUUCUUCUGGGAGCGCAGCGACCCGCGCUUCCCGCCGUGCUACUUCAUGCUCGACGCGAUCCGCCUUCCGCUCAUUGACCUCCUCGUGCCUCCUUUCACCGCAAAGGACGACCUCGCGAAGCUCGAAGGCGAGGAGUUUGGGCUCGCGGCCUACCUUCGCGACUUCUACAUCAACAAGGAUCCCGACGGCGAAUUGCUCUUUGCCAAGAUACACGAUGCCGAGGGUUGCCUGCGCUGA
Messenger RNA from Rhodotorula toruloides NP11, 879 nucleotides. RefSeq lists its product as uncharacterized. Bases 1 to 879 code for a protein of 292 amino acids. Lineage: Eukaryota; Fungi; Basidiomycota; Microbotryomycetes; Sporidiobolales; Sporidiobolaceae. The transcript has 4 exons. The record is from RefSeq and is a predicted model, not a curated record.